AUGAAGCCGAAGAAGAGGCGAUCAUCGAGCUGGCUCGAGGUCUCCGCCACCAAGAGCUCGUUGGACUUACCAGGAGACAAGAAGAGCUGGAACUUGACCUCCCAGGACCUGGGAGAGCUGGAGCAGAAGGACGUUUACUUGGACAUCACCGAUCGCCUUUGUUUUGCCAUUCUUUACCAGAAACCAAAGAGGACCGAAACCACACACUAUUUCUCCAUAGAUGACGAAUUUGAAUAUGAGAACUACUUCGAAGAUUUUGGACCCCUCAAUCUGGCAAUGGUUUACAGAUAUUGCUCCAAGAUAAAUAAGAAAUUAAAGUGCCUUAAAAUGACAAGGAAGAAAAUAAUUCAUUUUACGGGCCCUGACCAGAGAAAACAAGCAAAUGCAGCUUUCCUUAUGGGGUGUUACAUAAUAAUAUUUUUGGAGAAAUCUCCAGAAGAUACCUACAGGGUGCUGCUGGGUGGAAACCUAUCCUAUGUUCCUUUCAGGGAUGCUUCCUUUCGUAAUUGCACUUUCUACUUAACACUACUACACUGUUUUCAGGCAGUACAUAAGGCGGUCCAGUAUGGCUUCCUUAAUUUUGAAGAAUUUGACCUUGAUGAUUACGAGCAUUAUGAAAAAGUGGAAAAUCGAGAUUUAAACUGGAUAAUACCAGGCCAAUUUUUUGCCUUCUGUGGCCCUCACCCAAGACCCCGACUUGAAAGGGGUCACCAUUAUCAUACACCCUAUUUUAAAAGGCACAAUGUUACCACCAUUAUCAGAUUCAACAAAAAAAGUUACGAUGCCAGGAGAUUUACAGAGGCUGGUUUUGACCAUCAUGAACUUGUCUUUGCUGAUGGCAGCAUACCUAGUGAUGCCAUAUUGAAAGAAUUUCUGAACAUCUGUGAAAAUGCUGCACUUCUCCUAGUUGUCAAUCACCUUCUUUAGAGUCUAAGGAGAAAAUAAAAAAGUUUGUAAUUUUCAGGAACACAGAAAAUGGAGUUGUAUAUUACAGCUUUGUCAGAAAGUUUUCCAAAACAGUCCGCUAUCACUCCAAUUUCUGCUAUUCCAUUUUGUUUCUAGCCCUGCCCUUCAAGGCCUCUGCCCCUUUCCAAAGGGGACAUUCUAUGCUCCACUGGCUAAGGUCCAUUACAGAGCUUACAUUCUCUAUUCAAUGAUCUGUUUUGGCUUGCACACCCUACAGUCAAGG
Dromiciops gliroides (monito del monte) is the source of this 1189-nucleotide messenger RNA. RefSeq names its product dual specificity protein phosphatase CDC14B-like. NCBI's taxonomy places the organism in Eukaryota, Metazoa, Chordata, Mammalia, Microbiotheria, Microbiotheriidae. Gene Ontology annotation, cellular component: centrosome; mitotic spindle; nucleolus. The record is from RefSeq and is a predicted model, not a curated record. Gene Ontology annotation, molecular function: protein serine/threonine phosphatase activity. Gene Ontology annotation, biological process: regulation of exit from mitosis; positive regulation of cytokinesis; microtubule cytoskeleton organization.